CCUUGUUGAGUGUGUAGAGUUCAGUCAGUGAUGGGUUAAAUAAGCGCGAGCUGAAGGGCUCAUCAUAUCUGAGGAAGCAGGAGGAAACGCGCGCGCUCAACAUUUGCGCUCCGGUCCUCCAGCACGCGCAGGAACCCGCGCAUCACUCUGAUCGCUUCAGCUCUGUGUGGAUGUGUCUGUAACACCGACAGCCUCAGAUUCAGAUUCGCAGAGAGCUGCUGGUCUCUGACGGGUCCAUUUGGAUGCUGGACCCCGGAGCCACGUCCUUCCCAACAGGCUGAGCACGAAGCCCGGCCAUCACUGGAUAUAAAUGACAGAUCCAAGAGUGUGUGACUUCAGUGCACCGAACCAGAGGCUGCAUGGGAGAUGAACGCAGCCGCCAAACAUCAGCCUGAUCUGCUAGAGAGACCCGCCAGCCUCCUGGUGCCAACAUGGACAAAAACCGGACUUGCCCUUUUGUACGACGAACACACAAGUAACACAUACGACGUUCGUUUAAAGUUAAUGAAAGAGCUGUUAAUCAUACAGAAGCAGGAUGUGGUUUGUGUGAGCGGCGCUGACUCCCAUCUAAAUCACAGAACUGUUGUACUUCGAAGACAGCUGACUGGAGGUCUCGGUCUGAGUAUCAAAGGGGGAGCAGAACAUAAAGUGCCUGUGGUCAUCUCAAAGAUUUUCAAAGAUCAAGUAGCCGAUCAGACGGGGAUGCUGUUUAUCGGCGAUGCCGUGUUGCAGGUCAAUGGCAUUAACGUGGAGAAGUGUACACACGAGGAAGUCGUUCAUCUUUUGCGGACGGCAGGGGAUGAAGUCACCAUCACUGUACGCUAUCUCAGGGAAGCGCCGGCCUUCUUAAAACUCCCAUUAGGUUCACCCGGACCGUCCAGUGAUCAGAGUAGCAGGGCGUCCUCGCCGCUUUUCGACAGUGGUUUGCAUUUAAAUGGGAACUCGAGCAACACGGCCCCGUCGUCGCCCUCCUCACCUUCGGCUAAUGAACCAAAGUAUGAGAAGCGCUGGCUGGAUGCCGUCAGCCUCCCUCUGUUCAUGGCUCGAAUCUCUCGACGCAAAGCUGGAACCGACAAAUUAAGAUCGAACAGUUUUGAAGUCAUUGCCUUAGAUGGAGUUUGCACGCACGUUCUUCAGUUUUGCACUGCAGCAGAAAGCACAGACUGGCUUCAAGCAAUAUCAACCAAUAUCAACGAUUUGACCCAGGAGAGCAUAAAAACGGCGAAUAAAUACUGUUCUCCUGAUGAUCAGGUCGUCCACAUGGGCUGGGUGUGUGAACACCUGCAGGGCGGCGACGUCGAGCUCCUUCACAGCUGCAGGUUCCUGGCUCUGAGAGGAUCUUCUCUCCUCGUCUUCAGGAGUCCUCCUAUCUUGGCAUCAGACUGGGCUCAAGCAGAGGCUAGUUUUCACCUCUGUGAGGUUCUCUUUAAGGUUCAUAAGCUGUGGAUAGCUGAAGACUGCUGGAUACAGAGCAGGCUGUAUCUGGGGCUCCAGCAGGACGGUGAGCUGCGGGACAGUGAACCCUUCUGCUUCAGUGUGCUGGUGGGUCACGGACAGAGCUUCUGCUACAGCGUGGAGCUGGGCUCAGAGCUGGUGCUGUGGGAGAAAGCCUUCCAGAGAGCCGUCUUCAUGGAGGUGCAGAGAGUCCGGUCGAAGAGCUACAUGUGCAGCAGUCAAGGGAAGAUCCUGUGCUUCACACUCGACUUCGAGUCGGGCUUCUCCUGCUCCGAAAGCAUCUCAAAGUCUUUCGACCUCAAACUCUUGUAA
Molecule: messenger RNA, 1767 nt
Organism: Carassius auratus (goldfish)
Lineage: Eukaryota; Metazoa; Chordata; Actinopteri; Cypriniformes; Cyprinidae
Product: gamma-2-syntrophin-like
Exons: 16
Coding region: 367-1767 (466 amino acids)
Cellular component (GO): dystrophin-associated glycoprotein complex; intracellular anatomical structure
Molecular function (GO): structural molecule activity; protein binding
Source: RefSeq, a predicted model, not a curated record